Anarrhichthys ocellatus (wolf-eel) is the source of this 2544-nucleotide messenger RNA. It is a transcript of the gene krt1-c5, whose product is annotated as keratin, type 1, gene c5. Gene Ontology annotation, cellular component: cytoskeleton. NCBI's taxonomy places the organism in Eukaryota, Metazoa, Chordata, Actinopteri, Perciformes, Anarhichadidae. The record is from RefSeq and is a predicted model, not a curated record. Gene Ontology annotation, molecular function: structural molecule activity. Bases 91 to 1371 code for a protein of 426 amino acids. The transcript is spliced from 9 exons.
UAACAAACAGUCACUCGCACCAUCAGGGUCGAAACCUGACCUCGCAGCACAACAGAAGACCCACUGAAGAACUGAGAGCGAUUGGACACCAUGGCCUCCACCCUCUCUGUGCACAGCUACUCGGUGCGUCAGCCCUCCUACUCCAGCAUGUCUGUCAGGGACAGUGGACGCAACAUCCGCUCCAAGCCCCCCGUCUCCGUUGGCAUGCUGUCUCUGUCCCGCUCCGUCUCAAUGGGCAACGGUCUCAACAUGCUGGGCACCAGCCUCUCCUUCAACGGCCUCGGUGGCGCCGCCAGCGACAAGGAGACCAUGCAGGGCCUGAACGACCGGUUGUCCAACUACCUGGAGAAGGUGCGCUCGCUGGAGAGGUCCAACGCUGAACUGGAGGUGAAGAUCAAGCAGCUCAUGCUCGAGAAGGUUCCAAGGGGGCACGACAUCGAGGCGAUGAUGUCCCAGGCACAUGCCAUCAGGGAGGAGGUGAGAAAGAAGACGCUGGAGAACGCCCGCAUCAUGCUGGAGAUUGAUAAUGCCAAGCUGGCGGCCGACGACUUCAGGCUCAAAUGGGAAGCAGAGGCCACCUUGGGCCAGUCGGUGGAGAGGGACUGUCAAGCUCUGAAGAGAGCAAAGUCUGACCACGACCAACUCAUCACCACUCUGCGAGGAGACCUGGACAGCCUGAAGGAGGAGCUCUACUUCCUGAAGAAGAAUCACGAGGAGGAGACGAGUCUAAUGAAGUCUCGGCUGGCUAACGAGCAAGUGAGCGUCGAGGUGGAUGCGGCUCAAGGUCCGGAUCUGGGAGCCAUCAUGGCUGAGCUCAGGGUCCAGUAUGAGGGCAUCGCUCGCAAGAACAAGGACGACGCCGAGACCUGGUACCUGAAGAAGUUGGAAGCAGUGCAGUCGGAGGUCAAAGAAAACAACGAGGCCUUGCGUUGCGCCCAAGGCGAGCUCAGUGAGAGACGACGUUUCCUGCAGGCUCUGGAGGUCGAACUCGACAGUCUUCGGAAGCAGGUAGGUGUGUUGGAGGGAAACCUGGGAGAAACGGGGCACAAGUACUCUGUGGAGAUGGACCGUCUUCAGGCCACACUGACCCAUCUGGAGGACGAGCUGUCUCAGCUACGUUUGGACAUGCAACGCAAUAAGACCGAAUACGAGCAGCUGCUGCGCAUCAAACAGAACCUGGAGAUGGAGAUCGCCACCUACAGGAGGCUGCUGGAGGGAGAGGAAACGGUAAAAGAAACACCUCCACCUCCUAAAAAAGAACCCGACAUAAGGACAAGGAAGAUAGUAAAAGUCGUCACACAGACCAUGAUCAAUGGCGAGGUGGUGGAUGAGUCCAGCGAGGUGGAGCAGAUCGAGGAGCGCAGGAAAUGAGCCAAAGUGUGCGAAGAGAAGGAGAUUCUCUUAAACCCAAAGCCUGCUGACAGGUUCAAGUCUCAACACGACCUUCUUGAUUUAUGAAACAUCAACCUUAUUUGAUCCGACAAAAACAAACAAAAAAAAAAAAAAACAACUCACUACUGUAGGUUUUUUCCAGAGCUUUUGACCACAUGCUAUGGUCUUUCCCAGCAGAUUGAUUGCUGUUAACAUCUGAAACAUCCAGUAAAAACUGCCUAUUUUUUGCUCAAACUGCUGUUUUCAAAUUUAAGAAUUAACUUUCACACUCAUUUGAAUUUAAAGAAAUCGUUCAUCUUUUUUGGGGGAAAUGUGUUCAUUUUCUUUCUUGCAGGGAGGACGAUGAGGAGACUGAUUCCACGUGUCUGUAUGUUGGAUAUGAAGAGCUUGUAGUCUAGGACUAGGACACAGGCAGCUUGGCUCUGUUCAACACAACCAGCAUCUCUAAAAAUGUCACGAGUUAACAUGUUAUAUCUGCUUUGUUUAAUUCAUACAAAAAAAGUGUAAAAAAAGUAUUUAUGCUAAGCUAACCAGCUGUAGCUUCAUAUUUAAUGCACAGACAUGAGUCUUUUCAUCAAGCUCUUGUCCUUUAAUACUGACUGAAGCUUCUAGAAAAUGUACUGAUCCUGCGACAGUAUAUCUACUAUAUGUGCGUGAUAGUUUCACUGUGAAAUAGUAAUGGCCGUCUUGUGCUGUAGUUUUAUUAUAGAAAUUAACAAAUCAACCAAAGCUGCUGUACAGUGUCAAUAAAACAGUGUUUCAAAAUAAGAGUCCCUGUUGAUUUUUAAGAGAGUUUCGCUCAAACAGAAACUUUGACUGAUACUCGAGGAGCAUAAUAGGACUUAGCAACAAAGAAACACAUGAUUCUCCACCAAGAGGGCAGAAAGUACAAAAACCUUCACACAACAGUUUCAGGUUACAGGCUUUUGUGUAUUCAAGUGUUGUGUUUCAGUGAGUUUCUCUGUGAGUUUUUAAUACACAUGUACAAACAGCAUAAAGUCACCAAAAGUUGACAAAGUGAAAUAUGACGACCACAAAAAGGGGCAUAAAGUCCUACAGUAGUGUGAUUAAAGACUAUUGUGUCAUCUUUCUGGGUCGCUGUGAUAAGAAGAUCACAGAAAAUAAACCCACAGUUCAACAACAAAAGUUAAA